AUGCAGGCUUCUACGAUCGAAACCCAGGCUCCUUCGAGGCCUUCGUUCAUCUCUUCAAAAGUAAAACCUCAAAGCGACGGCAAACAUCCAAGAUAUUUUGCAUUCACGGAGAAAGAUUUGUAUAACUGCUUGCAUCAGAAGAGUGGAAAUGUGGAACCAAUUGAUUCUGAAGAAGCCAGAGGCAAGAAGCUGGAAGACAAUAGCUUGCGAAAGGACACACGUUCUUCAUGUAAGUGAGAGCAUAUCUUUUUCUUUUACAGAAGUUUGGUUGGUUUCGUGUUCGGUUGUGAGUUUUAAAAUUACGAGAACGUGAAUUGCAAAAGAACCUCACACCAAGAGAAGAGUGUUGUUUCUGAUUUGUAAUACUGUAUAGCUUUCAUUUCAAAAGACUGGGAAUACUAAGGUACAAAUCAGUGCCAUGUUGUACAGCCAUUUCUAUUGAACAGCAGCUUCAAUAAAUUCCAUCCACAAAAGCAAAGGCAGAGUAGUACAGCAUAAUAAACAGCACCACGCACCACAGUAGAGCACUAGCCGGUUUCAGUUUAAAAGGUCACACUAUAGCACAGACUUAAAAGUUACAGCCACAUUAAAAAUAGGCUACUGAAAAUUACAAGAGAAUGGGAGUAGCAAUACAGCGCGACCAAAAACUUGGCCCUGCCCCGCAAAGCAAGCAGAAAGGUCGUUUGAAAAUGUAAGGGAAUGCGGUAUGGCGCGCACUGAGAUUUACUAUAUUGCGCGAGCUUUUUUUCAAAGCAGAAUAUAUUGCCUAAUAUCGGAAAGUUUAUUAUUGAUUAAGAAGAAGCAGUGCGAUGAUAUUUGUCACAGUAAGCUCUCAGGAGCUUGUCACUCAAAAAAAUGCAUAAGGGAAUAUAUUGCUUUGAGAAAAUUCAUAAAUUGAUUUAGUCAGGAAGAGACAGGUGAUUGAGUUUAAUGUUUCCCUUUGCUUUAUCAUAGUCUGUAGAACCUGCAACAAAGUGUACGCGAUCUGCUGUCCAAUACACCCAUCUUACAAAUCCACCGAUUCUGACUCCAACCUGGACUGGGACAGCUAUGCCAUCAAGUCGUUCCCGGAUGUGGUUCAACUGUGCAAGUCCAGCGUGCCUGGAAAGACCUACGGAGUGUGCGCAAGACAGCACAUCCCGGUGGGUACAUGGAUUGGUCCUUAUGAGGGAAGAAGGGUCGCACCAGAAGCUAUCAAGCCUGACAUGGACUCUGACUAUUUGUGGGAGGUGAGAGUUACUUGGAGCGUUAAGAUACUCUAAGAGCCCAUUUCCUCAGAUUCAUGACUUCGUCAAAAAAACUCUCAAUAAAUCAAAACGUAAAGGUAGUGCAAGCAAUAGGGGACGACUGACAUCAUCAAAGUGUUUGAACCUUGAAAGCGACGACCAAAUAGACUUUUUCUUUGAAUCUAAUUACCGUACUUGUUCCACUUUGUUAGUCUAAAAGAUAAUGGAAACUGUCGAGUCAUGGACCCCUAGAUCCUUAGAAAAUGGAAGAAUUCAAUCUACUCACAUUAGCUUCUUUUACUGAAAUUUCGCUUUGCAAAUUUUCGGCAAAAUAUCUAUUGCCCGCCUAUAACCACAAAAUGUCAAGUGACAAACAUGAUUACUGAUGAAACUUCCAGCCUUCACUUUACUCCUAUGCUUAAUAACAGUUUACGACGUUAUUAAAAACAUUGUCGCCCUUUCAAUUCAGAUCUACAAAGAUGGAAGGCUCAUGUACUAUCUCGAUGCUACCGACGAAGAAUCUUCUAGCUGGAUGAGGUUCAUAAAGUGUGCACGCCAUAGAAACGAACAAAACCUGUUUGCCUUCCAGUACUGUGGUAACAUUUACUAUCGAGCAUUCAAAGAGAUUCCUAUAGGAACAGAACUGCUGGUGUGGUACGAGGAUAUCUACCCACAAUACUUCGGCAUCCCCAUCAGCAUACAUGACUUAAACUCAAUGGGUGAGUCAGCUGAGCUUAGAUGUUUCUUCACGGCUGAUGCGCAGACAGUAGUUCACGUUCGAACCCCUUGACUACUACUGCAAUUUUUUCUGAGCCAAAUGUUGCAUAACAACCUUCUGAGUAAACAGUAUUGAGAAGUAAUAAUCGCAAUACUGUUCCACUGAGUGUGACUAUUUAAAGGAAGGCUCCAUGCGAUACUUAUCCAGGCGCUUUUUAUCUAUAUGUAGUACAAAGUGGAUAUGUGUCCGAAAAUUCUAAAGGCUCUGUAAUUCUUAUUGAGAUCCACCCCAGAAAAUUAAAACAAUAUUUUUAUUCACGUUUUUUUUUCUCUAGGUUCGAGGUCUUACCCAGUUGUAGAAGCUUCAUAUCAAGACGGUCAAAAGGUCUCUUCAAUGACUACUCCAAUUUCAGUCACUGCAACAGAGGCAACCCAACAUACCUCAGCACCGAGCCAUAGAAAGUCACCCCACCACGCACCAGUCUCCCCGAAACAAAGAUCCCGGCUGUCUCCUGGCCUGACGGAAAGAGAAAUCUACGCAAGGAAACAGACACAACAGGAAACGACGUUCAAAAGAAAACACGAGGAGAACGACUCCACUGGUAUUCCGAAAAAGUUCAAAUCACAGCAGUCUUCUAAGAAUAUGACAGAUGGUCAUAAGGAGAUGCUGCUGCAGUUAGAGGAAGCGCGACUCAAAGACAAAAAAGAUCUGCCCUGUGAAUGGCCUCGUGUAGCGGAUGGGGAAUUUAUCUUGGAGAACGGCGAACCAAAAAUAUGGCAUUGUGGUCAGUGUGACAAAUCGUUCGCUCAGCGUGGUCUGCUUCAAAUGCACAGUUGCUCAAAGAAUACAAAAAGACCUUACCAGUGUGGCCAUUGUGCUCAGGAGUUUGCACACCCCAAUGAGCUGCGUACGCAUGCUGUCAUUCACUCAGGGAAAAAGCCAUUUAAAUGCGGAUUCUGUGCGCGCACCUUUGCAGGAGCCACGACUCUAAAUAAUCACGUGCGCACGCAUACAGGAGAGAGACCUUUUUCGUGUAACAAAUGCCACAGAUCAUUUUCACAGGCAUCCCAACUCAGCAAGCAUAAGAGAUCUCUCUAUGACUGUUUCGCUUGAGAAUUUAAAGUUUUCGUUUGUUUUGUAACAUUUUCGUACAUAAGUACAUUUUCAUUGGCUAGUCUAGGGAUCCCCUUCAUUACCUGUAUAUAAAACAGUUUCCCUAAAAGUUGAAAAUUUGUGUUAAUAGUUUCAUCUAUGGGUACGUAAACUGAAGGCUGAGAUCUGAAAUCAAGCUAAUUGAUAUUUGAAAAAUAAGCUGAAAGGUUUCCGCGUAAAAAAAAGCCAACACUGUUCACAAAGUCCUCGGGCAAAGUGCCUUAGUAGGUUAGUCGCUAGGCAAUAAUUUGAAAACACCCCAUUUUCAUGUAACUAGGCCAGAAUUCGGCGGUGCCGGAGUACAAGGUCUCGGCCUAAUAUACAUUUUAGUUUUGUAUUAGUUCUUGACAAUCCGCUGCUUUGUCUGCCCAUACCUCCCUGCUAAGCUCACGUUCCAAAAUGGAGUCUAACGGCCCGAAAUGCAGUAAAUAUGCCGUUACAGUUACAUAUCGGGUCAAAGAGUAAACACAACACCAAUUUGUUCAGGUACCCGGGCACUAGUACUCGGGCAUCAAGUUUGACCGAACAUAGACUGACUUAAGAUUCCAGCACUACAAUCUAUUGUACGCCCGCGCCCUUGUAUAGAGCAGCAUUGUACAGAACUGUCUUCAAAAAACACCGUCAAAGUCGAAACUUAAAUCUUAUAAGUUUGACUCUUUUUUCUCAGUUUACGGAAGUGUUACUUGCGCAGGUCUCUUUGAACGUAUCGUGUCUAAAAGGCGUUAUAAUUUCUUUCAGUUUUAAGAACAAAAUAUUUUAUAAAUGGUUAACAAAGUUUACGACGCAUUCGUUCAUUAAGUAGCUAGUAUUUUUAAGUUUCGAAAGAAACAGAAUGAUCAUUCGUGUUUAAUAACCAUGAGUUUUGCCUGCAAUGCUACCGGGUUAUAAGCUCACAAUUAUGUAUUUUUUGUUGGCUUGCGGAGCUUAAUAGUAAAAGACACUUUUUUCGUCUGUAGUUUAAAACACGCUUUGUCUGCAUUAGCCAUAAAACUAAAUUACAUACUCGACAUUGUUUAGAUUUAAAUAAAGCCGGAGUGAAAAGAAGCAUUAUUUAAUUUACAAAUAGUAAACGUACAUGUAUAGUAGAUUGUAUAAUUAUCAUCUACGAAAACCGACACUUGACAGUGUCUCAAAGGCAAGGAUUGAAGUAUAUAUUUAUAGAUGUGUUUAUAUUUGGAUAUUUGAAACCCAUAGUGCCUUUCAAAAAGGUUCAUUCACCCAGCGUCACAUUAGUUUUAAUAAUGUGCACUUUCAUGAAGAUUAUUUUGAGCUUGUAAGAUAUCUCUAGCCGUGUUUUAUUAAAAUAUUAAUUGUUGUUUUUGACGACAGAGCUUAC
This is a messenger RNA of Porites lobata, 4432 nucleotides long. NCBI's taxonomy places the organism in Eukaryota, Metazoa, Cnidaria, Anthozoa, Scleractinia, Poritidae. The record is from the annotation of a GenBank genome assembly.